UCGAGGCGAGCGCGCUCCGGGAUUCGUCGAAACUCGUAUACACUUUUUUUCGAAUUCAGUCGGUCGCAUCUACGGGCACGAGAUUCGCCGGCGGAAUUUUUUAGAAAUUAAAUUUCGAGGAUUCCGGGUUUUGAGUGAGUUUGAGCCGAUGAAAAUUUAUGAGCCUUCAUUAUUUGUGGAGACAGUGAUGAGAUGCUGUAGACGAUCCGUCGCAUCGCACGGCUCAGACUCGAGUGAUUUCAGUGGAUUUGAUAUUUCGUGGUGAACAGUGGUUGACCCUCAUGACCCUUGAGCAGAUGAAAGAAAUAUUGGAGUUUAAAAUUUGAUCGUUAUCUACUAGAUUAGCUGAAUUUCUAGUAUCGUAAGCGAAAUUUCGGGAAUAUCUCCUUGAUAUUGUUAAUGUCAAUCAUUUGUUGAUGUGUUUUGUGCUGUGAGUGUGAUCGUUCUGGUAUAUCUGGAUUAAUCCGGCGAUUGGAGCUCUGAACAGAGCUCCAGUGAGUGUUGUUGGCCAGCGUGUGGGGAAUAUCAGCAAAAGUGGGUGCACUGGGGCCCUCGGGACUUUUCGAGAGAUUUGGGCCCAUUGAGGGACAAAUUGUGGGCCCACUGAACCUUGAUAGAGUGGGGGCAGGGGCGGCCGGUGCCGUGGCUGGGGAGGUGGAGGGGUACGGAGCCAGUACUGGGGGAGGUACCCCUGGGGUUGGCGCCAACAACAACCCCCGGAUUAGGGAGACAACCCUAGGGGGUCCUCGCUCCUGUGCUCCUCUUGCUCUCACCCAGGCCCAUAACAUUGGGAGGUGCAGCGGUCUGGCAAUGCUCCUGACCUGUGCAGGAUGCAGAAAGCCAAUUCUGGACAGAUACUUGGUGAAUGUGCUGGAGCGAGCCUGGCACACUGACUGCGUGAGAUGCUUCGACUGUCAGGUGGAGCUCUCAGAGAAGUGUUUCUCCCGAGACUCAAAGAUCUUCUGCAGGAACGACUUCUUCAGGAGAUACGGCACAAAAUGCAGUGGUUGUAUGCAAGGCAUAAGCCCCCAAGAUUUAGUGAGAAAAGCACGUGACAAGGUUUUCCACCUCAACUGUUUCACCUGCCUGGUAUGUAGAAAACAGCUGAGCACUGGUGAGGAGCUCUACGUACUGGAUGACAACAAGUUUGUCUGCAAGAAUGACUACCUGUCGGGAAAGCCCCUGCCGGACGCCCAUCACGCUCAUGGACAUCACGAAUCGCCGAUUCUGCCGACAGGUGGAGAUUCGCUGAUGGGGUCCGGAUCGGAGGAUGAGGACGAUGAUGGUAGUGGACAUCAUCAUCAUCAUGCAGGUGGUGGUGGACAUUUAGGGGGCCACGGCGUUGGCCCAGGCAGUGCUAGUGAUCAAUCGGUGGUUCACGGUGGUGAUCUACCCCUGGGGAGUGACUCGUGCAAGCAGGAGGACUCGGAGGAUCAAGGUUCAUUGGAUGGUGAUCCUGAGACGAGGGACAGUCAGACGGAGAACAAGAGUCCUGAUGGUGGGGCGGGGGGUGGUAGUGGUGACGGGGGUGCUGGCUCUAAGAGGCGGGGGCCCAGGACUACUAUUAAGGCGAAACAAUUGGAGAUACUCAAGACUGCGUUCUCGGCGACGCCGAAACCUACAAGACAUAUUAGGGAACAACUGGCCAAGGAGACUGGUCUGCCAAUGAGAGUGAUACAGGUUUGGUUUCAAAACAAAAGAAGUAAAGAGCGUAGGCUGAAGCAAUUAACGACAAUGGGUAGAAGUCCUUUCUUCAAUGGCUCGAGAAAAAUGAGGGGCUUUCCGCUCAACCUAAAUCACGGGGCGUUGGGAGGCGAAGAUGGACCACCACCGGGUUUUCCGUACUUCCCUGGCGAGAAAUUCGCUGACUUCCCUUAUGGUGGUCCAGUUGCCUUUCACCAUGAGUUUUUCGGAGCGCAUCCACCACCACAUCCGCAUGGACCACCGUUUCCUGGCCCAGGAAACCCUGUUCCCAAUCUGUUUGUAACAGGUUUGGAUCCAGCCAGUAUAGCAGGAAUGGCGGCGGCAGCAGCAGUGGCAGGUGAAUAUCCACCUCCAGGAGCUGCUGGUGGUCCUCCCGAAUUCCUGACAGGGCCUCCAGGUCAAGGACCUCAACCAACCUCAGGUGGAAGCCCUGGAGAGUUCCUAGCGCCGUCAGGUGGCGGACAGGGUAAUCCCAGUGGGGGCGCAAAUUGUGGCGGUCCUGGUGGCGGUGGAGGCGGAGGUGGCGGUGGUUUUCCCGAGCAACACCAGAUGCAGAACGAGGGCCUCGUCUGGUAGAACGAGUUUACGUUUAAUUAAUCAUGUGGCCUCUUCUUUUGCUACCAAACCCGACGUUGCACGUACCAUCUGAAACCACUCGUAAGCGUCCAGAUGAUAAUUUAAAUAAAAUAAAACAAAGUAAAUAAAUUUUAAAUGGAAUAAGGAGUGUUAGACAAUUGAGUCUAAAAACUAUAAAAGUGAAUUCGUCCCGGUAAAACAAGUUUUACAUUUUUGUUUUGUAUUAUAUAAAAUUAUUGCAAUUUUUAUUGAUUUUAUUGAUUAAUAUUAUUACCUAUUUACUGAUGAUUUAUUUCAGUCAGUUGUGACGAAAAUAAUUCGUAGUUAUUUGAUAUUAUUUUAUUAAUCGUCACAGGUACUUGGCAAUAUUCAUUAUUAUUAUUGUAUUAAUGAAAAAGAAAUUAUUAUGAUUGUGUAUAAAAUCAGAUGAAUGAAAUCCCUGAUCGUGUAAUAUGUACCCCCCCCCCUUGUUGAUUAUAAUUAAUCGUUAAUUAUGGCGACAUUCUGUAGAUAAAAUGAAAAAUCAAUCGCUUUGUCUCGCACGUGCAAUAAUUGUGAAAAUUGCACGAGGGAUGAGAGAUAAACUAAAAAUCUAAAGAUUUACACUGACACACAGACACGCAUGAAUUUAACUCAGUAAUGAGGAUAAAAAGAACAUUGUACUAAUUGUCAUUUUAAUUAUAAAUACUAAAAAGUUUUAAUGAUAGGACGUGUAACGAGUAACUGUUGAGACGGCUAUCGAUGUAAAUAUUAAAAUAUAUGGCAGAUAUAAUUGAUUAUUUGGGGAGAGCAAGGGAGUUUGUGAAUGGAGAAAGAAUAAAGAAUUAUAUAUAUUGAAAACAAA
Molecule: messenger RNA, 3124 nt
Organism: Diachasma alloeum
Lineage: Eukaryota; Metazoa; Arthropoda; Insecta; Hymenoptera; Braconidae
Gene: Lim1
Product: LIM/homeobox protein Lhx5
Exons: 8
Coding region: 811-2280 (489 amino acids)
Biological process (GO): neuron differentiation; regulation of transcription by RNA polymerase II
Cellular component (GO): nucleus
Molecular function (GO): RNA polymerase II transcription regulatory region sequence-specific DNA binding; DNA-binding transcription factor activity, RNA polymerase II-specific
Source: RefSeq, a predicted model, not a curated record